This is a messenger RNA of Rhagoletis zephyria (snowberry fruit fly), 1296 nucleotides long. RefSeq lists its product as uncharacterized. NCBI's taxonomy places the organism in Eukaryota, Metazoa, Arthropoda, Insecta, Diptera, Tephritidae. The record is from RefSeq and is a predicted model, not a curated record.
GUUGUCAUUGCAGUUGUAUACAUAAAUAAAUAGUUAGUUACUCUUUAAUCAUCAACGCCGCCGCACCGCAUAGCUCGCUAUAUUUCGGAAAAGCCACUCGGGCAAUUUUUAUUUCUCAAAUACCGAUAUUGUAUCGACAUGAAAUAAUCUUAAUAAAUUAUAUGAACUCGUUUUUAAUUUCAAUUAGAAUCCUCGGUGUUUUAUUUAUUAAAUUCCUCAGGUGCACCCGGCGCUCCCCUUUACCUACUCAAAAACCUAAACAUGGUCCUUCGUCCCUAAAAAGGCGACCCGCGGCCUGGCGACGAACUCUCCCCCUCAUAAGCGUACAUACAUAUCGUCACCUGAAAUGCAAAAUAACCGAUAGGCAGUGCGGCGGAAAACGCGUGUGCGAAACAAAAGUCAACACGAAAAAACUCAGUGAAAUUAAAUAAAGUGUACAUAUGUAUGUAAAAAACUAAAUACAAAAUCUUUAAACCGCGAAAAACAAAACUAAUAAUCUUUCCGCACCGGAAAAAAGAGACGAAACGUUAACGGAAAAUUAAAAAAGCCAAAUACAGUGAAAUUUAAAAUAAAAAACUAAUAUACAGUACAAAAAAAAAUAAUAAUUUUCAAAUAAGAACCAGAAAAGUUUCUUUCUUUUUCCGGCGCGAGCAGCAUAUUUGCGCCAAAUGCCCCUCCCAAACAGAUGCACAAAUAUAUACACUUCAUAAACAAAAGGCGCAGUGAAGGUGGCCGACAGCAACAUCAACAAUACCCGCAGCGGUCAGAGAAGCACCAACUUAACAACAGCGACAGGCAGAUUAAGGUAUCAGCGGUACGGUUCCAGAGAAGGCUAACUAAGAUGUUUCGCAAUUCUAGUCGUAUGUCUCCUCUCCUCUUUUUCCAGGGAUCUCGGGUCAGGCCGCCGGAAGACCAGACGUACCCACUAUACGAUGUUGCACCACUCCACCUCGCCGCAUCUGAACGCCACCGCCGAGAUGAUUCACCCACUAUCAGCCGUAGACGAACAGCGCUCCCCAACCGUAUAACCAACCUACAGGACUUACUUUUCCUCGCACCGGUGCAGGCGGGCCGGCAUGUUGAGGACAUGAGCCUCAAUCUCUUAGAAUUGUAAACCUAGUUUAAAUCCCUUUUGUUAAUCUGCGUGCGGCUGGCAACUCUUUGUGAAUUGAUUGAUUUGGUUUAGUUGUCAUUGCAGUUGUAUACAUAAAUAAAUAGUUAGUUACUCUUUAAUCAUCAACGCCGCCGCACCGCAUAGCUCGCUAUAUUUCGGAAAAGCCACUCGGGCAAUUUUUA